Molecule: messenger RNA, 1323 nt
Organism: Aspergillus tanneri
Lineage: Eukaryota; Fungi; Ascomycota; Eurotiomycetes; Eurotiales; Aspergillaceae
Exons: 1
Coding region: 1-1323 (440 amino acids)
Source: RefSeq, a predicted model, not a curated record
AUGACGGAUAACCGCUUUAUUUAUGAUGAUGAUGCCUCGCAGCCCGGAACGGUCAACCGAUGGGAUGCCCCCACCCCAUACUUUGGUUCACCCGGAUACUCCCUUAGCCCUUCCCCGCAUCGUACCUUGCAGCAGCCGUCAGAUCGACUCGGGUUUCUCCCAUUGGAUGAAUGGGAAGAGGGAGGCGAAUACGACCAACAGCCACCACAAUACGUUUGCUAUACAAUCAAAUGGAAACUUACAAUCAAUCACAAACGGGCAGGUAGUGCGACUGAGAAAGACUUGGUUGUAGCCCCCAGUGAUUACUGGGAGGAGUUUCUAAAAGCGUCUCUUGAAGAUAUGAUACAAGCCAAAAAAAAGGGUAACCAGCGGGUUCGAUACGAAAGCACAGACAUCACGGUAUCAGUUAAUGACAAGACACAGAGUGAUCUUGAACAAUUUUGCAGCACUAAGAAUAUCAAGUGGAAACCAGUGGAGAAUCAGUUGCGUAAAUGGAGCAACCUGCUUCGGAUUGGAAAGAAACUUACAGUUACUAUAGUCUUUAGCUAUACAAAGGAUGAUGAUGAUGACAGUUAUAUGUUAACAUCAAGAAGAGGUGAGAAAAGAGGCCGCAUGUCAAAAACAAAAACAAUGCUUGCUGAACGUGACGCAUAUAUUGCUGCGGAAGAAGAGAGGACUGGAAGGCCAUCAAGCUGGAACCUUGUAUAUGAGCAGAUGCGAUGUAGGGUCAGCGCAUGUCCUUUAAAGUCUGACUGGUGUUGGGAGAAUCCCCAGGACAAAAAGCAUUACAAGCUCACUGCGCGAUAUCUAACGCGGCUCAGUGAUUAUGUUGAUGAUGGUGGCAAACUAGAGGGUCAUGAUGACGUCCCUGACGAUAUCCGUCGGGACCUGAUUCUGGAGAGCCAAGGGGGAAGAAACUUGAAAAAAGCUAAUAAUAACAUGCCAUCAACAGAAAUGCCGUAUCAUCCAAUCAGCAUUAAUGUUCUGCCAGCACAGACGGCAGCGGGCGGUUCCAUGGUACCAGCACCACCGCCCAGUCUUUCAUCUACCAAUAACCGUCUGGUAAUCCCCGGGCCUGGAGCUGUGAGGGAGUAUUCGAACUGGCUGGAAUCACGGGUUACAGAAGAAGCGUACAAAGCUGAUAUCCGAAGAGCAUGCCAAGUAACACUGGAAAAUCUCAUGGACCUCGAGCUAAUCAACGAGGCUCCCGACCCCAGCUUUUUUAUUGAACAGGGAGUUAAAAAGGGAACUGCUCUUCGUUUUAUUCGUGAUAUCCAUGAAUGGUCCACCCUUAAAGCAAGCGUGCCGUCUCGUGAAUGCUGA